CGUGAUGUGUCAGUACGAGGACUGUCUGUAGUGUUGAACGGAGGAGGCGCUUCUGUGCUCUAUAAGCGUAUGUUUCCCAAUAGAAAAUUUCCUGUUGUCAUACCCACGCACCACAGAGACGCGCGCACGCUCACCUCCAUCACUGGAAAAGCGCGUGGAGUUUUUACGGAACAUUCCCAAAAUAUCUGCUCGCUAGCGCUGCUCUAAAUCAAUUCUGCCUCUAAUCAAUUAACCCGAACAUAUUUUUAGAGGACAUUCGCCUUCAAUGUUUUGAAGUAACGAGAUAUGUCCGAUGGUCUGUGUGAUAUCAUCAGGUGCAUUAAGAUGACCAAGGAGAACUGAAAGAGAUCCUGGCGCCUCCUCAAGGUUUCUGUUUCUCUGUCUACUGUCUGCACUCCUCUAUGGGUUCCCGAAGUCAUGGGUUCUUCCACCACCAUCAUCAUCAUCACCGCAGUUCAGUGAUGCCCACAGCUGUGCCUCGACUGGUGCCCGAGACCAGCAGCCUGUUGGGUGGCAUCGCCCAGAUCACCCCUUCCUUGUUCCUUGGCCGUGGGAAUGUGGCGUCGAACCGCAGUCUCCUCCUGUCCAAAGGAAUCACCUGCGUGGUAAACGCCACCAUCGAGCUGCCCAACUUCAACUGGCCGCACAUGGAGUAUGUAAAGGUGCCACUGGCCGACAUGCCUCAUUCUCCGAUCUCACUUUAUUUUGACAGUGUGGCUGAUAAGAUCCACAGCGUUGGCCGCAAACGUGGUGCCGUCCUGGUGCAUUGCGCGGCUGGGGUGAGCCGAUCUGCCUCGCUUUGCUUGGCUUACCUCAUGAAGUACCACAGAGUUUCCCUGGCUGAAGCUCACGCAUGGGUCAAGGCCCGGCGACCCGUCAUUCGUCCUAACGGAGGAUUCUGGCGACAGCUUAUUGACUACGAGAGGAAACUGUUUGGCAGGAACUCUGUGAAAAUGAUCCAGACACCAUAUGGGGUCAUGCCAGACGUGUACGAGCGGGACCGCAGAAACCUGGCACCUUACUGGGGCUUGUGAAGAGGAGUUUUGGCUUUGGUUUAAGCGUAGAGGAGAUUUAACAGGUCCGAUAACUGAUCUCUGACUUUGUUGUCUCCCGACCUCUUUUGAAAUGUAUGCAUGUUUCUCCAGCAAGAGAAUCAAGUGAGAUGUGAGUCCUUGCCUGGGUGUUUGUGUCCAUUUUUGAGAUGGACAACGUCACUUGGAGUCCACUCUUUUAUGAGGUUAGGAGUGAUAGGGUCAUUUUUUAAUGUUGAACUGAUAUUUUAGAAGCACUUUGGGAACCAAAUGAGGUGCUCAGAAUCACAUAUUUGCCCUUCCAUAAAAUUGUGCUACUGUUGUCUUAGUUCUGCUGUUUCAUUUGAUGAGAAAUGCAGCAGACUGCUCUUGAUUACUGGUAGCAUUUGAGAAAAAAAAAAAAAAAGUUGUAUUCCAAUGUAUAUCUUUAGCUUUUGUGCAGAAAAAAAAAAGACAAUAGUUUUGAAAGGUCUUAAGAGCCACAAAAAUAUUUACAAGAUGGAUAUUUUACAAUAUUAUGUGAGUUUAACAGAUUUGUGUAUAUUGAAUAUAACAGGAAAAAUCUAUCUUUAAAUGACAUAAAAAAAAAAAAUAAAAAAAACAGUAGUACUCCAAAAAGGACUAUCAACAUUUUGAAAGCUUUGGAAUAUUUUGUUUAUAAAAAGCAGAUUAUUAAAUAUGGCGGUCACUGUCAUUUUUUCAAUUAAUUUAGUCUAUUUGGUCCUUUUGCAAUUUCAAUUGUUUUGAACUUUAAGUCAUGACUAUUUAAGUCAAGAUGUUUCUUUAAAAUAUUUAAUGUAGUGAAGCAGAGAAGACAUCUGUCACAGGACUCAUAGCAAAGCUUUUACUAAUUCAUAUUGGAAAACCUGAAUUUAUGUUAAAGUGUUUUAAUUAGUGUGUUCAAAUGAAUAAAUAUUGUAUUGUUGCAUUUGCUUAGUUCAACUGUUUAGUUGACUUUGUUCCAACUGAGUUUAACUGUUUUCAAUGUAAUGUUUACCUUUUUUAAAUGUACUCUCUAAAUCUUCUAUCCUUGCUUAAUGUGAAGACAACUUCAAGCCAUUUAUAGGUUGAUUUCCCAAAAACUGUACAUGCUGUGGUGUUAUUAAAACAUUGCAAAACAUUGUUUAACACACCAAAUUACUACACCUAUGUUAAAGGGAUAGAUCACCCAAAAAUGAGAAUUCUUUCAUCAUUUACUCACCCUCAUGCCAUCCCAUGUAUAUUCUUCUGCUGAACACAAACAAAGAUUUUUAGAGGAAUAUUUUAGCCCUGUAGGUCCAUACAAUGCACGUGAAUGGUGACCAGAACUUUCAAGCUCCAAAAAUCACAAAGUCAGGAAUCCAUAUGCAGGGUUCUCACAGGUCCCAAAAAAAGGCUGUUUUAAGGGUUGUAAGUUGGGUGCAAUCACAGUUUCACUUUUUUUACCUUACAUCUAGCACAACAGUCUGGUUCCGGAAGUAAAAAACCCAUAAAUUUUUUCCAUAGGUGAAUCAUUUUUUUUUACAAUAACUAAUGACACACCUACCAUGACCUCCAAGGUUUUUAAUUAAUUGUAUAUUCU
This is a messenger RNA of Xyrauchen texanus (razorback sucker), 2592 nucleotides long. RefSeq names its product dual specificity protein phosphatase 14-like. The record is from RefSeq and is a predicted model, not a curated record. Gene Ontology annotation, cellular component: cytoplasm. The coding region runs from base 402 to 1034 and encodes 210 amino acids. Gene Ontology annotation, biological process: protein dephosphorylation. The transcript is spliced from 2 exons. Lineage: Eukaryota; Metazoa; Chordata; Actinopteri; Cypriniformes; Catostomidae. Gene Ontology annotation, molecular function: MAP kinase tyrosine/serine/threonine phosphatase activity.